UAAAUGAAUAAAUGCACCGCCCAAGCCGGCGGCGGAAUAUAAAUGAAUAAAUGCACCGCCCAAGCCGGAGCUCCCGAUCGCCAAUCCGCCCGCAGCAAGUUUGUUCAACUCGAAAGGCUGUAACCAGAGCCAGGGAAAGGGGGGUGGGGCGCUGAGGCCCCGCUCCCUGAAGACUGGAAAAAGGAGGUCCAGCCUUUUAGGAGAGACGAAUACCUACCUGCCUGAUGGAAUUAGCCAUGAAGAUCACCCAAUAAGCACAUUCAACACAAAGCCACCUUCUAAAUAUGGUCUUAACCCAGAGCUUCAGAGGAACCUGAUGACCUGAUGAACAGUUCUUCCCAGGUUUGAUAAGAGGAGAAUAAUGGUCAUCUAAAUGGGAGAGUACCAGGAGGGAAAAAGAUGAAAAGAUUUUAAAGAAGACAGACAAAACAAAGGCUUCACCAUUUUGCCUAGGUUGGACCUAGUGACCUUCAUCUGGUUGAGGGGAUCCAGAAAACAAUCAUGGACCUUGUAGAUGAGUUUAAAGAUGAUAUUUCUACCAUUCCACGAGUAUCACAGUCUAAUCAGAAAAGAGAAACCAUGAAAAAGCCAUCUAAAGUCAAAAUGGCCAUUGCUUUAGCCAAGAUCAACCGAGGAGCAUUAAUUCAAGGAUUGAACAGCAUAUCCAGAUCCUCCAAAUCAGUGGCCAAACUCCUGCAGCCUCGACUUGCUUGUAGACUUUUAGAGUUAAGGUGCAUAUCUCACCGCCUGCUGAGGGAAGUUAACGCACCAAAGCAACCCCUAUAUAACACGCAGAUCAGAAAGGGUUCUUUGUUUGAUAUCAUUUCCUUUCCAGCAAAGACUGCUUUAACUAGCAUAAUGUAUGCUUCAUACGCAGCACUAAUUUAUUUGACAGUCUGUGUUAAUGCUGUUCUGGAGAAGGUAAAGAAAAUUUUCCAAGAAGAAGAAUCCAUAAGGCAAAACAGAGAGGAGAGCAAACAUCUUAGAAAAUCCUUUUCUGAGCCUGCGCUUUCUGAGCCUAUGUUUCCCGAUGGUGAAAUCAAAGUGAAAUCUUAUUGUUCAUUACUGGAUCAGCCUGACAAUAUUUCAUAUUUUCCUGAUAAUAUGCUGAGUAAUAAGAUCCAGGUUUUACAUUCUGUGUUUGACCAAUCAACUGAAAUAAAUGAAUGAGCAAAUCUGUACAUAAAUAUCACUGAACAGCUUAAGAAUUAUCUAUGUAAUAACAUUUCAUCUGAUAAAACUAGGAAACUAGUUUUCAUAUACUGACUACUCUGCUUUUAAAAAGGGUGGGGAGGAACUAAUAAAAUGUCAUUCACAAGUGUUUAUAUGGUAGAGAAACAAAAUGAAUAUGA
Messenger RNA from Myotis davidii, 1352 nucleotides. RefSeq names its product spermatogenesis associated 9 (gene SPATA9). The record is from RefSeq and is a predicted model, not a curated record. The transcript is spliced from 7 exons. NCBI's taxonomy places the organism in Eukaryota, Metazoa, Chordata, Mammalia, Chiroptera, Vespertilionidae. Bases 502 to 1170 code for a protein of 222 amino acids.